This is a messenger RNA of Zea mays, 1906 nucleotides long. Its product is annotated as dof zinc finger protein DOF3.6-like. The transcript has 2 exons. The coding region runs from base 471 to 1409 and encodes 312 amino acids. Gene Ontology annotation, molecular function: DNA binding; DNA-binding transcription factor activity. NCBI's taxonomy places the organism in Eukaryota, Viridiplantae, Streptophyta, Magnoliopsida, Poales, Poaceae. Gene Ontology annotation, biological process: regulation of DNA-templated transcription. The record is from RefSeq and is a predicted model, not a curated record.
CCUCAAACAUCUCUCUAUCGCGAUUUGCAUCUUCGGUCUUUUCUUUCUUCCUUCCUUCCUUUCUUUCUUUCCCCAAAGAUCUCUCUUUUGAACAAGCUAGCAGCACACGAAUAAUCAAAAGGCGGCCGGAUCGAAGAAAGUUGCAGUGCAUCCUGCUGCGCGAGACGUAUAUAUUAUCUAUCUGCGACAGGACUAAUAUAGCUCAAAAGAAGAGAAUACUCUCUACCUAGGGCUUGCUUGCUAUCCUGAUCCAACGUCACACUGAUACUAUAUACUCAUCGACUGCUGCUAGUAUAUACUAGCUGCGCAGUUUGAACGACGAAUUGAAAUCUUCAGCUUUUUAUUUAUUAUUGAUUGACUCGAUCCACCAGCAGCAGCAGCACCACCACCAGCAGCAAGGCCACGGCCACCUGCAGAUUGCCGUCAGCGGCAGCGGCGACGCCAAUCAUGAGCUCCUCCAGCAACCAAUCAUGGGGGGAGCGCUUCCCGAUGGAGGAGGAGGAGGUGGUGGCGGGGGGCAGGUUGGGGGCCCCGCCAAGCCCAUGUCCAUGGCGGAGCGCGCGCGCCUCGCGAGGAUCCCGCUGCCGGAGCCGGGGCUCAAGUGCCCGCGCUGCGACUCAACCAACACCAAGUUCUGCUACUUCAACAACUACUCCCUCACCCAGCCGCGCCACUUCUGCCGGGCCUGCCGCCGCUACUGGACGCGCGGCGGCGCGCUCCGCAACGUGCCGGUCGGCGGCGGAUACCGCCGCCACGCCAAGCGCGCCAAGCCCAAGCAGCAGCAGCAGCAGCACGCGGCCGCCGGGACCGGGGCUGCCACCGGCGCGAUGCAGCAGCCUCCCGCUGGGUCCAUGGCGUCGUCGGCCGCCGCGUGCACCGCGACCACGACGAUGACGACCAACGCGCUCCACGCCGGGCCCGGCGGCGGCAUGCUGCCCAUGCUGCCGCCGCUGCUGCGCCUAGCCGACUUCGACGCAAUGAGCCUCGGCUCCAGCUUCUCCGGCAUAUCGUCCAUGGGGAAGCCCGGCUCCAUCGGCGCGGCCUGCUACCCGCACUCGGUCGGCGGGCUGGAGCAGUGGAGGGUGCAGCAGAUGCAGAGCUUCCCGUUCUUGCAUGCGAUGGACCAGGGCCCGCUGGGGCCACCUCUGGCCAUGGCGAUGGCGGCGCCAGGAGGGAUGUUCCAGCUAGGUCUAGACACCACCAGUGAUAACAGCCGUGGCGGUGGCGGCGGCGGAGAAGACGGGUCGUCUGCCGGAGAGGCGCUCCAUAUGAUGCAAGCCACCAAGAGGGAGAGCUACCCCGCGGCACCAAGAGCCAUGUACGGCGACCAACAACACAAUCACCUGGCUGCUGCUGGUGGCUACACUUCCUAUUCCACCAAUGCUGCUGCAGGUAACCAUCUCUUGUAAUGGCCGGCCGAUCGAUCGAUCGAGAGCUCAACAAUUCAAGUGUCCUGCUAUAGCUAGCUACUACGACGUCGUGCUACGAUCGUAUCGGUUCGUUUCCUACAAAUAUAGCCUAGAGAUAGAGUGUCUCUGUCUGUGUGAUCGAUGGUAUUGUUAUGAUCAUAUAGAAAAGACCAGUAGCAUGCAUGCACUUGUUGCAAUGUUUGCUUUCAAGAAGAAACUCUGGAGGGAGGAGAGGCUCGGUUUGGAUGCUGAUCAUGCGCAAAUAUUACUAGUGUCUACAGCUGCUACUUCAUUAUAGCUGCUAGCAUGGUCACUUGUUUUAUGUUUCUUCUUCUGCUGCUUUUUUAUCUGAUCCCUUUGUUAGGGUUUACUACUACUAUCGAUCAUUUGUGGUCAAGUAAUGUGUACUGGUGUACGUUCAUCAUUUUGUUAACGAAAACACCUAUCAUAUAUAUGUCAAUUAUUCAACCCCACCCUAACUUUAUAUUUAUAUAUAA